Messenger RNA from Harmonia axyridis, 1077 nucleotides. RefSeq names its product FAD-linked sulfhydryl oxidase ALR (gene Alr). Gene Ontology annotation, cellular component: mitochondrion. Gene Ontology annotation, molecular function: flavin-dependent sulfhydryl oxidase activity; flavin adenine dinucleotide binding. The transcript has 5 exons. The record is from RefSeq and is a predicted model, not a curated record. The coding region runs from base 361 to 939 and encodes 192 amino acids. Lineage: Eukaryota; Metazoa; Arthropoda; Insecta; Coleoptera; Coccinellidae.
GCGUAUUCAACAGCGCUGACUUUCCGAACUUCCCAUGAUUUCUGUUGUCUUCGCUGAAUUUUAUUAUGUUCUCUAUGGAGUAAGAGAGCUGAGAGCAAAAUAUAAUUCACUCUGCGUCAGUGAUUGGAGAGUUUCAAUAUUCUGAAAAUUUAAAUACUUUUUGUGUUGAUCGUGGAUGAAAUCUGAUUGAGGUAUCACUCGAUUUUGAUUUUAUGAUUCAUUUUUGUCAUUAAAUUCACCUCAAAUCCAAAACUUUGACACUCACUUUCGAAAAUGAUUUUUGUUUGGCAUAUAGUUUUUCUACUUGAAACUGGGUGAAAAAUAUUAAGAAAACUGAAAAUAUUUUGUUAGCAUUAUCAAAUGCUAAUCACCAAAAUACGAAUCUACCUGUUGUCAAAUCUGUCAAAAGUAUCCCGAAUCAGGAGCAAAGUUGGGUUAGAAGUUAUAAAAAAUGCUGAAAACUGCAGGUCAUGUUCUAGUUUUCAGGACUAUGUGCGAGAGGCCAAAAAGAAGUUUCAAAAAGAAAACAAGAGCAAAGAGGUAAAAGAUAAAGAAGUCAUUGUGGAAGCACCUACAAGAGAAGAUUGUCCAUUAGAUAAAGAACAACUUGGUCGUAACACAUGGAGUUUGCUUCAUACGAUUGCAGCCAAAUAUCCAGAUAAUCCCUCUACUAUGGUACAAAAGGAAAUCACCGAUUUCUUUGCCAUAUUCUCAAAUAUAUACCCUUGUGAGGUCUGUGCACAUGAUUUCAGGGAAGAAUUGAGGAGAGAACCAAUAGAAACUAAAUCACAAGAAGCAUUGUCACAGUGGCUCUGUAGAAUGCAUAAUAAAGUUAAUUUCAAACUAGGUAAGGAGUUAUUUGAUUGUUCCAAGGUUAAUGAGAGGUGGAGAGAUGGUUGGCUAGAUGGAUCCUGUGAAUUUCGAACUAAGGUUGAAUAGCAAAUAUCAAUCAUUAUAUUGUAUAAACAUAUUUAAUGAUAUAAAAGGUUUCAUAUAUGAGUGAAUAAGGGGAGGAUUUAUUUCAUUUGCAGUACUCUAUAUUUUGCAGUAAAGGAAUAGAUUAAACAUUUUUCAAUA